Messenger RNA from Sugiyamaella lignohabitans, 1611 nucleotides. RefSeq names its product myo-inositol transporter ITR2 (gene ITR2). The record is from RefSeq and is a predicted model, not a curated record. The coding region runs from base 1 to 1611 and encodes 536 amino acids. Lineage: Eukaryota; Fungi; Ascomycota; Dipodascomycetes; Dipodascales; Trichomonascaceae. Gene Ontology annotation, molecular function: myo-inositol:proton symporter activity. Gene Ontology annotation, biological process: transmembrane transport. Gene Ontology annotation, cellular component: membrane. The transcript has a single exon.
AUGGCUGACGACGAGAAGAAAGUUGAAAUUUUUUAUGACAAAAGCAAGCUCAAUGAUGACUACGGUGGUGAGGUCGAUACUAUUAUCGCCGAUCUUGACCAACAACUUGCUGAACAUCCAAAUGAGCCAGGAUUUCAUAUUCCAAAGGUCAAGUUCAGAAGUCAGAAGCAUGCUACCUUUGUAAUUGCUCUAUUUGCUUCUAUGGGUGGUCUACUGUCUGGUUUGGAUCAGUCUCUCAUCAGUGGUGCAAACCUUUACAUGCCCAAAACGCUACACAUGGAUUCAGAUCAGGAUUCUCUUGUUAGCUCCAUGAUGCCUCUGGGAGCUGUAUUGGGCUGUUUGAUCCUUUCACCCAGUAACGAGUACUUUGGCAGAAGAAAGUCUAUUCUAUGGGCCUGUCUUUUCUACACCAUUGGUGCUGCUCUGGAAGCAGGUGCUAUUAGUUAUGGCAUGAUGAUUGCUGGAAGAUUUGUCCUUGGUAUGGGUCUUGGUCUCGAGGGUGGUACUGUACCUAUGUACGUUGCCGAGUGUGUUCCAUCAGCUGUUCGCGGCCGAGUUGUUUCUUUGUAUCAGUUUAAUAUUGCCCUUGGUGAGGUAUUUGGUUAUUGUGUAGGUGCCAUUUUUGUUGAUGUCAAAGGCAAUUGGAGAUAUAUGCUUGGAUCAUCGCUGGUGUUUUCUACCGUGAUGGUGUUUGGAAUGCUCGUUUUGUCAGAGACUCCUAGAUGGCUUAUUCAUAAAGGCCGUGAGUUAGAUGCUUAUAGAGUGUGGAAGAAUCUUCGAGGUUCUUCAACUGAGGCCAACCUUGAAUUUUUGGAGACCCGUAGAGCUGCCAUCGAAGAGAAGAAUCAAGAUCAUCACGAAAAGAAGUUUGUUUGGCUUGAUUUCUUUAGAGUCCCUAGAUGUAGACGUGCCUUGGUAUAUGCCAACAUUAUGAUCAUGCUGGGUCAAAUGACUGGUGUUAAUGGACUUCUCUACUACCUGUCUAUCCUUAUUAACCAAAUCGGUUUCAACGAUAAACAAAGUAUUCUUAUGUCUUUGGUCGGUGGUGGUGCUCUGCUUCUUGGUACCAUCCCUGCUAUUUUGUACAUGGACAGAGCUGGACGUAGAUUCUGGGCCAAUUUCACUCUCCCUGGUUUCUUCAUUGGCCUGUUACUUGUCGGUGUCAGUUACGUCGUUCCCGCAUCAAACCUUGUUGCUGUUGAGGGUGUCUAUUUCACGGGUAUGAUCAUGUACUUCUUUUUCUUCGGUUCUUAUGCUACUCUUACCUGGGUUAUUCCUAGUGAAUCAUACCCUACCUAUCUCCGUAGUUAUGGCAUGACUACUAGUAGUGCAACUUUAUUCUUGUGGAGUUUCAUUGUCACCUUUAACUUUUCAAGAAUGCAAGAGGCAAUGGGUAAGAUCGGAUUAACUCUUGGUUUCUACGGAGCUAUUGCCGUUGUGGGAUGGUUUUACCAAUUGUUUUUUAUGCCCGAAACAAAAGGUAAGACACUGGAAGAAAUCGAUCUUAUUUUCGAGCGCCCCACAAAAGAAAUCGUGGCUGAGAACAUGCACAGCAUCAGGCAAGGUUUCAGCGACAUUGUUCACUUUAGAUUUAGAAACUUGGUUAAAUAA